AUAAAAAAAAAGGGAAAAAUAACGAGCCGCCCUCACCCGACCCGGUCGUCACGCCCGUUCCCGGCGACUUGGAGGUUGCGCCGGCGCCGCCCCCCCCCCCCCCCCCCCCCACCCCACCCCCGACGAGAUGGAGGACGGCGUGUCAACUUAUACCGUCGAUGAGGCGCUUGUGUCCAUGGGGUUCGGAAAGUUCCAAGCAUUCGUGCUUGCCUAUUCCGGGAUGGCCAAGAUCUCGGAGGCGAUGGAAAUGAUGCUUCUGUCGUUUGUUGGGCAGUCGGUUCACGCUGAAUGGGGGCUUUCUGCACAGGAAGAGAGUUUCAUCACAAGUGUUGUAUUUUUAGGGAUGCUCGUAGGAGCAUACUGUUGGGGCUUAGUUUCGGACAACUAUGGGAGAAGGGUUGGGUUCAACUUCACAGCCCUUGUAACCGGCGGGGCUGGUCUUCUCAGUGCCUUCGCGCCAAACUAUCCAUCUUUGAUAGUACUAAGAUUUUUUGUUGGUGUUGGACUGGGUGGUGGACCAGUUCUAUCUUCUUGGUUUCUAGAGUUUGUCCCUGCUCCUAACCGAGGAACUUGGAUGGUUAUCUUCUCAGCAUUUUGGACCAUUGGCACAAUACUGGAAGCUUCGCUCGCUUGGGCUGUGAUGCCAGCUUUUGGAUGGAGGUGGCUGCUAGCGCUCUCAUCAUUGCCAUCAUUUGCCCUACUACUCUUCUACCCAUUGACACUCGAGUCACCAAGAUACCUAUGCAUGAAGGGCAGAAUAGCUGAUGCAGUGCAUGUUAUGGAAACAAUGGCACGAGUAAACCGUGUAGCUCUCCCUUCUGGACGGCUUAGUGCUGGCCAUCGAGUGGAGCUCCACGAGAUGGCAGAUUCCGCAGAAUCUGCGCAGUUGGUUUCAGCUAGGAAAACUAACCCUGUCGAUCACGCCAGCAAACCUGGGAUAGGGGGCCUGAAUGCCAUCUUAAGGCUUUUGUCUCCAAAUCUAAUUAGAUCGACUCUUCUUCUUUGGACUGUCUUUCUCGGUCUCGCCUUCUUGUACUACGGUCUUGUUCUGCUAACCUCGGAGCUGAGUCAUGGAAAUAGUAUCUGUAGCUCAGAAGGAGCAGUAACAGUUGAAACAACCCACUCAACUGAUGUUAAUCUCUACAGGAAUGUAUUCAUCACUAGCUUUGGAGAGGUUCCGGGCCUUAUUCUGUCGGCCGCCAUCGUGGACAAGUUCGGACGCAAGCUCUCGAUGUCCUUGAUGCUUUACGUCAGUUGCCUGUGCAUAGCUCCUCUCAUGUUCGCUCAGACGGAAUCCCUGACGACCGUCUUCCUGUUUGGAGCGCGCAUCUGCAUCUCUGCCAGCUUCAUCGUCCUGCACAUCUACGCCCCCGAGAUAUACCCGACGGCGGUGAGGGCGACGGGCGUGGGGUUCGCAAGCUCCAUCGCCCGCUUCGGCGGGAUCCUGUGCCCGCUCGUGGCCGUCGGGCUGGUGCACGCGUGCCACCAGACCGCGGCCAUCGCUGUGUUCAUCACGGUGAUGCUGGCAUCGGCCGUCGCCGUGUCCUACUUCCCCCUGGAGACGAGUGGGCGGAAGCUGAGCGACCACAUCGCGGCGUAGGGCGGGGCACCUGACAAUGACAUUGCUGCUGCUGCUGCUGCUGCCGCCAGCAUUUGACUCUCCAGAUACACAGGAUACUACAUGGGUGGUGCCAGGGACGGAAGCCAUUCAGUUUCUUUCCUUUUUUUAGGAUAUAUGUUUCCCUCUGCAAGAGCAAGAGCAUACAUAUAUAGAGAAUAGAAAGGGAAGGAGUAAAAUUGAUUUUCGGGUUCUGGAUGUCAUUGUUGAAUUUACCCUGGUUUUCAGUAGAUGAUAUGUACAAUGAUAUUAUGAUUUUUCGAGGGGAAAAUACAAUGCUGAUAAUAUGAAAUGUCCGUUUUACC
Messenger RNA from Hordeum vulgare subsp. vulgare (domesticated barley), 1923 nucleotides. RefSeq names its product organic cation/carnitine transporter 7-like. The record is from RefSeq and is a predicted model, not a curated record. Gene Ontology annotation, biological process: transmembrane transport. Gene Ontology annotation, molecular function: transmembrane transporter activity. Gene Ontology annotation, cellular component: membrane. The transcript has 6 exons. The coding region runs from base 128 to 1600 and encodes 490 amino acids. NCBI's taxonomy places the organism in Eukaryota, Viridiplantae, Streptophyta, Magnoliopsida, Poales, Poaceae.